This is a messenger RNA of Volvox carteri f. nagariensis, 3447 nucleotides long. RefSeq lists its product as uncharacterized. The record is from RefSeq and is a predicted model, not a curated record. Gene Ontology annotation, cellular component: MKS complex. Gene Ontology annotation, biological process: cilium assembly. The transcript has 21 exons. Bases 1 to 3447 code for a protein of 1148 amino acids. Lineage: Eukaryota; Viridiplantae; Chlorophyta; Chlorophyceae; Chlamydomonadales; Volvocaceae.
AUGGAGGAUGCCAAGACCGUCCGUUACGUUUCCAAGGACCCGAUACAGAACUUGAAAGUGCGGGUGACUCUAUGGCGCCUCAGCGUUCAGAGAUCUCAGGUUCACGUCAUCAACCAAAAUGCGGGUGGCACGCUCCUCCCGGCGACGUACCCGCAACAACACGCGCAAUACGUGGACCCUCAGGCUCAAUACAUGGGCGUAAAUCCCCAGCAGCAACAGCAACAGCUGCAGCAGGGGCAGCAGACCGUACCUCAACCUGCGCUGCAGGCAGCUCAGCCGAUCGCGGAGGCCGCCCUGGGCGAGGCCUGGGGGGAGCUCAGGACUGGGAGGGGGCCAACCCAACACCAGCAGCAACAGCAGCAGCGGCAGCACAGGUCGUCCGGCACCGGUCCAGUGGCCGGGGGAAUGCGCCAGCGGAUGACCAUACAGCAACGGCUUGAUGCAGCCGCUGCGGCAGGAGGCAUUAUGCUGCCGCCAUCCGGCUCGCCGCAGGCACCAGCAGCGGUAGCGACAAGCGUGGCGGGACGCCUGGGACGGAACCAAAUGGCCCCACGGUCAGCGGUGACGGGGCAGCAGGGGGAGAUGGCGACGGCGGCGCCGGCGGCGGACCCUUUUUGGGUGGCGACAGGCGGAGACGACGGCCCAGCGGUGCCGUACGGGCAACUGCCACAGCGGCAGGGCCGGCCCUUGGGUGAAGCGAUGGAGGACCCCGGGGCCAGUGCCGGCGGCGGUGAUGGCGGCGGCGGCGGCGACACUGACGCCAUGCCGCGGCGGCGGCAGCGACGUCAACAGAUGGCGCAGCAGAUGGCUACGUCCGGCGCUGAUGCAGACCCCGCCGCCUUGCUGCAAGGACAGCUAGUACAACAACAACAACAACAACAGGCGAUAUCGGACCCACAACAGCAGCAGCAGCAGCAAGCAAUGGCCGCUGCAGCGGGGCCGGCGGCAGGAGCGCCGCCUCCGCCACAGGCGCAGCCACAAAUGGGCGUUGCGGGCCUGGUCAUUCCGCCACAGGUCGUACCACAGGUCGUACCGUACGGCAGCCUGGGUACGGAAGCUCGCCUGGCCGCCACAGGGCAGCCUCCGGAGGUACCGCCGACCACUCCACAUCACGAAUUACCUGAAAAGUUCAAGGCCAGCCGUGUAUUCGGCUGGCAGGAGAAGGUUUACAGCCCGAGCGAGGUGGCGGCGGCUCAGGCCGCCGCCGCUACCCAGCUGACCCAGCAGCCGCAGCAUCAGGCCGGGGCGGUGCAGUCCAAGCGGCAACAGGCAUUUGGCUCCCAGUCUGCCCUGGACCAUAAACGGAUGGACCCAAGGACCCGUGGGUCAAUCCUGUACACGUUCAUACAGACGGACGACUUCUGUGUGGCCCAGGAGCUUGGUCGUACGGUGACCACGUCGUCGUACGAGGACGAGAAUGUGCUUGUGACCAAGCUGCUGACCAACCCCAAGAGCCGGGCCCAGGUGCUGUGCUUCCGCUCCAUGUUCAUUGUUGCGGACCUAGGGGGGGAGGCGGAGGCGGGGGCGGGGAACAACAAGGUCCUGGUGUCCAUUCGCGCCUACCCCGACGGCUCCUUCGACAUGUGUCCGGGGUUUUCCCGAGGUGCCUUGAAGUACCGCUUUGAAGACUGUCAUGGUGGUAUUUUUGAGUACACGGUCGACCACGCCUCCGCCACGGAUGUGCCCUCCCUGGAGAAGAGAACUGCCAAGUUGGAGCGGGCGGUGGUGGCGCGGGCGGAGGAGCUCAGACGGGCGGCCCUGAAGUCCGACUUUCAACCACCGCCGGCGGCCGAUUGCACAAGGUUGCUGUUGUUGGGUGAGAUUCAGUCCGCGGCGGACUUCCCUAUGGACCGACUGUACAUCGAGUACGUUGUUCGUUGGGACCCGGACGUAUGGGAACUAACAACCACUUCCAACUGUCAACAAACGCAACCGGGCAUCAUACAGGGUGUCACCCACAUCUCCCGGGUUACUGUUUACCCCCCCGACCCCGCCACCGACACCCCGCCGCGUGACGUUGCGCACUUCGCACACCCCCUGGAGCUCGAGUGGGUCAGCCGACCAGCUGCAGUACCAGAACCAGUGCUAGGGGCAGGGGGAGGGCAGGGGCCCGGAGCAGCCGGGGGCCUAGCUCCUAAUGCAUAUCCCUGCAUGUUCUUCCAGGUGUGCACUCUGGACACCCUGAACCGCUACACCAGCCAGGGAUACGGCUGGCUGGCUCUGGGGACACACCACCCGGUGCCGGGGAGCGAAACACACGUCGUACGAACGUGGAAGCCGCUCGGCACUAUUCGUGACCGCCAGGCGGAGUUCUUCGUGGGCGGCUCCCCAGAGCUGGCCGACCUGGCCUACCUGACCACACCGACAGGCUUCAACGGCAAGAUACUAAACAAGUACGGCUUCAAGACGGAGACCAUAGGCGCAAUAAAGGUCCGCCUCCACACCGUCGUUCAGCGCUACAACCCGGAUGCAGCUGCGCUGGCUGAGCUGCGGCGCUCGGGGGCCUCACCCCUACGGGGCCGCGGAGGGGGGUCGGCCACAUUGCUGGGCGCACUUGACACCCCCCACCUCAAGCGGAACCAGAAGAAGGACCUUAGUCUCAAGAUGGUCGUUGAGAGGGCGCGUCAGCGGUUGCGUGAGGCCCGGGGAACUGACCAACUGCCCGGAGGAGAUGUGGGAGUACGGCCGGGACUGGUUUCGGAAGCACCCACCAUUGUCGUACACCCGCAGCCGGAGCUGGUGCUGGUGCAGACCUCCCUGGACUCCGAGGGCGCCUACCACUGCCUGGUUUCCAACAAGGACGGUGCCGUACACUCGUCCAAAGCCACCCUCACCAUCACUCGGGCAGCCCGGGUUACGCGGGCGGGAGGGCCAGUGAACGAGGUACGACAUUUUCCCCAAUCCCUGAGAUCUCCACCUCCUCACCCAUCACCUCCAGCGCCCUCUCUCAGUGUCCGAGCUGAUGGAGGUGGUGGCAGCGGCGGCGGCGGCGGCGGCGGAGGUCCGGAUCUCCCACCAUCAGGAUACCAGGAGGCUCCAGGGGGCCCGCUGCCGCCGCUGCCGCCGUCACGAUUGCCGUCCGUUGGCGCCACCAGCGGACCUGCGCCACUCCUAUCUCAACCGCCACAACCGCCACAAUCUUUCCAUGGCGGCAGUGUCGCGGACGCCGCCGGGGCCCUCCCGGCUGAGGUGGCGGCAGCAGCCCGCGGUGGCUUCCAACGGCGACCGACGCCACCGCGUUCUAGCGUCGGCGGCGGCGGCGGUGGCGGCGGCGGCGCUUCAUCAACGCAAGCGGUGCCGGAGCCCCGACGUCUGCAGCAGCAGCAGCAGCAGCAACUGCAACCGUCGGAGCUGCAACCUUCGCAGCAGCAGCACCAGCGUCAACGGGCCGUUGUACGACACAACGACGAGCACGAGGACGACCUUGUAGCUGAGGAAAUCGACUGA